ACUGGCCGCGAGGGUGGCACCGGGCGAGAUGGGGAGAGCUGGCGGGGCCGAGACGUGGGGUUUGCUCAGGCAUCCCUUUGGCAGGAGGGCUCCGUAGGGUCUCCCUGGGGGCCAUGGGGUGUGCCGUGGGGCAUGCCGCUGCAGAGGUUCCUGAACUGGAAGGCCCUGGCAAGGCCAAAGGGGUCCCAUAACAAGGGUAACAAGGCAGCUGGGCUGUACUGGCCGGGACUUUCGGCCUCCGUGGGAAGAAGCGGUGCGGAUCCGACGCCUGGCUUUCCUUCCCAGCGCUGGGACAGUAUUGUGGGAGUGUAGGUCCCCAGGCUUCGGGAUCUGCCGUUCGGGGAGGAAAUUGCGGGGGGUGGGGAGUGUCUAGGAAUCGGAUCGGGGAACAGAAAGGGGAUCUCUGAGAAGGACUUUGUGGGCUCCCGGGAUGCUGAGUCCAGCUGCCCCUCCAAGAAGAAAAGCCAAGGCCGGGCUGAGGCCGGAGGCCCACCGAUGCCCCUCUCUCCUGGCGGCUUUCUGGGUGGGCGGAGGUGCCCUGGGGCUGGUCGCCUGCCUGCUCACCGUCCUCUGCCUCCACCUCCACCUGGAAGCCCUGCGAGGGGAGCUCUCUCAGCUGAGAGAAGAGCUGCGGACGUCCCAGGGGCACCAAGACGAAGGACCCCUCCAGUUCCAGGGAGCUGGAGACCUUCUGACAUCCUGGGCUCUGCAGGAGAGGCCUCGGACACCUCUGCAAAGGAGGAAGAGGGACUUGGCGAAGACCUCCCGGGAGUCCACCCGCCCGCGCAGAAAACAAUCUGUCCUGCACUUGGUUCCUGUUCGCCAAUCCAGUAGCAGUGACGGGGACAUGACCAACAUCUGGUGGAAGACCUUCCUCCAACAGGGCCGGGCCCUGGAACUGAGUGGCCAAGAUGUGAUCGUGAAGCACACGGGGCUUUAUCUCAUUUACAGCCAGGUGCUGUUUCACGACCACACCUUUACGAUGGGGCAGGAGCUGCGGCGGCUGCGGCCGGAGGGGGAGGAUCAGACCUUGUUCCGCUGCAUCCAGAGCAUGCCGGGCUUCACGUGCGGGCAAUACCAGCUCGAAAGCCGGAUCUCGCGAGAUUUCAGUAGGGGCUUGACUUGGGCGUCGCGCUCUCGCGAUACCCGCGAGGAAGCCAGAGGCGGGGACAUUGAAAUAGGAAAGCCACUAGAAGAAUCGUUCCGAUUUCCGUCUUCAGAUCACGCGAGAUGUGUCUCACAAGAGGAGCGAAUUUCCGGCAAGCGGCCAUUGGCCCUGAUGCUCCGGAGCGCCGCUCUAGGCGGCCACAACUCUAUACUGAAAAACCUCUAUCCUUUGCAUUGGAGCGGGAAGCCCCGGUCAAUUGCAAACCGGAAGAAAGGGCAAGAUCGGAUAUUCUGUUCCUUCUUGGUGGUGGCCCCCCUGCCCACACUUGUGUUGGGAUGCCUGAAACACCUGAUGCUGCUGUCCACUCACGCUCGAUCCGGAGGUCUGGCUGGAACCCAGGCGGAAGCUUGCAUAAACACUGUCCUAGCGGCGCCCCUUAGGAGUCGGGUUCGAGGGGACCCUAAGAGGGUUGCGUGA
Gekko japonicus is the source of this 1585-nucleotide messenger RNA. RefSeq lists its product as uncharacterized. The record is from RefSeq and is a predicted model, not a curated record. Bases 431 to 1585 code for a protein of 384 amino acids. The transcript has 7 exons. Gene Ontology annotation, biological process: immune response; positive regulation of isotype switching to IgA isotypes. Lineage: Eukaryota; Metazoa; Chordata; Lepidosauria; Squamata; Gekkonidae. Gene Ontology annotation, cellular component: membrane. Gene Ontology annotation, molecular function: tumor necrosis factor receptor binding; receptor ligand activity.